UUUCUUCACAGUAGAAUACCAUGUUAACUAAUAAAGUGGUUUGUUUAAGGUAGUUUCUUAAUAUAUGGAUUAAUCUGUCAUUUAUUGAGAAUUAGUCACAUCAGGCAACCAAUUGGUUCACCAGGAAUAUUGAUUAAAUUUUAUGUCAGAUAAUCAUGUUCAUGAUUCUAAUUAUUUAUUGAGUAUAUGAACAUUUCUAAUUGGAGCAGUCCCAUAACAUUGCAGCCCUAUUAAGCAUGUAAAUAUCUAGUUCAUAUAAAUUCCAUGGUAUUGCGAUUUCAUUUUUUAUUUGUCUUGUAAAUUGCACAGAUAUUAAAUAGAAUUCUUUUUUAUUAGCUUCAAUUACGAUAGGAAAUCACAUGAUUAAAUAUUUAACUAAACAAUGAUAAUGGCUUUAAUUUCAGGACAAUGAUAUAAUUUAAUGCUGAAAGUUAGAUAAUAUACAUAUUUUAAGAAUUGUCAAAAUUGAACAAAACAUUGCAUAGUUAUUGAAAUUUUUGAAUUGAAUGGAAUUUUUUAAAGCUUUGAAAUGGUGUGAAAUUCUUUUUUGUGCAAUAAUGUUUUUAGAGGUUAUCAAAGAAAAAUGCUAAAAUUCAGCUUGAUUUUAAAUUAAUGAAAAUUUUAAAAUAAUUGCUCUGAGACUCACAUUCCCACCUUUCAAUGUAUAUAUAUGCACCAAAAUGAGCUGUUGGUCAAAUGGUUUCAACUGUAGAGUACUGAUACAUAAACACACACAUGCAUUCAUCUCUAUUAGUAGAAUUAUCAUAAUUGAUUAUAUUUACCUGAGAUUCUAUGAGAAAUUCUUAUGCUACAUAUAUCCAAGAUGUUCAAGAAAUGAAAAAAAUAUUAUAAUGAAGCCUUCCUAUUUCUUUAUCAUGAUAUGAGGAACUGUUAUUGAAAUAAUUCUUAUGAAGAUGACACCAGAAGGUUUAGAAUACAUCUAUGUAAAAGAAGUUACUGAGUCUUCUACUGGUGUGAAAGUACGCCUCCUAAAUCCUAUUGUGGUUCGUCUGCGUCAGAAUCAAAUUGUCCUUGCUUAUCCCUUCAAAUAUCUGAGCGCUGUCAAUGGUAAGGCAUCAGAAAUUAUACUCAAUCACGAAAAUAGAAAAAAUUACACUGGUUGUGAUGACACUAGCUCUAUAAAUCCAACUUGUGGUUUGAAAUUUGAAAGAGGAAGAGUUGUCCCCUUCAGUGAGGGAUUCUGUUGCUUUUGUCCUGAAACACCUGUUGAAACAAAACAGACUAGAGGGGAACAAGACUGCUCUCGUCCUGCACCUGAUUUGGAAGCACAAAAGUUGAAAGCCAGUGCUCAUUGCCUUCAUUUUAGUGAUGUUUGGUAUUCAGUCAGUGCUUUAAGUGAUCCAGUUAUCUUUCACGAUAUAUUUUUGCAAGUGUAUAACCAAAGGCAUUUAAUAAAUGGAUCAGCUGUUUGGGUAUCUUUGACACAUGAGGAAGAUUUUGAAUUGAAUUAUAAAAAUACUUCUCAGUAUGAUACAAAUAAAACAAUUGUUGCUUCUUUUUUCACUGAGAGUCCUAAGAAAGGGACCAUACUGAUAUCCUCAGAUGAAAAUCGUUUGCUUAUACCUCAACCAAUGCCAGGUGUGGAGCUAGACAAAUUACCACCAGCUGUAAAGAAUGGUGCAACAGAUUACCUUUUGAUAGACAAAUCAGUAAUAAACCCUGUUGGUGAUGAAUGUGAUAUGGCAGGUGUUUCAUAUAAAGGAUUUGCCAAACAACCUGAUCGUUGUGAUGUUCCCAAAGGAACAUGUUUGAAAAAUCAGCCAUUAGACUUUUGGGAAUCAGAUGAGGUAAAAAGAAAGGCUAAUCAAAAGGGAACUCAUCUUCUUCAAAAUUAUGGUACUCCAUAUAAAGAUCCUAUAAUUAUUGACAAAGAUACCAAAGAUCAUUGGUUAGCCCUUGAAUAUUAUGAUGAACAACGGACUGUGUUGACUAUUGAGUUCGUUGCAGAUCAAAUAACCACUCUCACUCCUGGGAAACAUAUUCAAAUAUCUCAGGUAAUUACUGCAAGUAUGGAAAAGAAAAUCAAAUUUUAUGUGUAUCUUUCUAAUAAAGAUCUUUCACCAGCUUCAUUGUUUGCUAAAGCUAUCGAUUGCGAAUUUGAAGUUCCCGAUUCUACCAAUGUGACCAAUAUAGUCCCUCCACAAAGAACAGAAGAAUUUGUACUUGAGACAGAACCUGGAAAUAUCGAAUUAACUGAAACAUUAAAAUGCACUGUUGUUGCAGGAAGUAGUCUAUAUGAUGUUGUUUCAAAAAGAGAGGUGCUUGUGAAACCACUACGUAGAUGUAUUUGCAAUAUGCAUUGUCUAUGUGCUUGUAUGGGAGAAAGCCUGACUUGUGAACCAAUGGAAGAGGAAGAUUACCAUGCAGCUGGCUUUAGAGGUUCUCUACCAAUAUUAACUGCGAAGCCACCAUAUAGGCCAUGGUUUAUAGCUCAUCCCUUUUUGGCCUUGCUUGCUUUAAUUCUCUUUUUACUUUUAAUUGGUUUAAGUAAAGGCUUAUGUGGUGUUAUGGGCCGCAAGAAUAUAUCCUACUAUGGCCUUGAAAAAUUAAUUUUUGGAAAAAGAAAAAUCAAACAUUAUUUUGAACCUGAUCUGAAGAAAAGGGGUGUUGUAUAUGAUGAAGAAGGCCAUCCUAUUCAUCCUGAUACUAAAAAGCCUGUUCGAGUUUUUAGUGAAGAAAUUAUCUUUGCAAUGAAUGCAUUCUUCUUAUGUUUGUGGCCAUACAUGAAAUUUAUCGAUUGGCUUGCUACUCGCAAAAAAGGAAAUAAAGGUGCUGCUGCUACAUCUGGAAAAAAAGAUGCUACAUCUACGGAUGAUAAAUCUCCUCCACGUCGUUGGUUCAGAAAAAAGAAAGUAAUUGGUAUUGAGAGGGAUUGCCAGCUCAGGUGUCGGCCCCGUCAUCUGACCGUGGUUCAAAUUACGAGGCACUUAGCAUUUUGUUUUCGACCAGGAACUGAUGAGAGUGCACCCGAAACUUCCCCGGUGCAAACGGAUAAUAAGCAGCAUGGAGAUAAAAAACGAAGAGGUAAAAAAUCACCAGAGGGUCCUCAGCAUACUCCAUCUGAGCGGUCUGGUGCAGCUGAUGAAGCUAAAAGACAAGGUAUCAAAUCCGGGCGGUCUUUGAAGAACACACUUAGCGAUAGUGCUUUGGAAUCCGGUCAGUACAAAUCCAAUCCUGAUCUUUCUGUCAUCGGCAAAGAGUUGGCUACUUGGCAAAAAGGUACUCAUAAAAUUCAAGCUGUUAAAAAGUAGGUAUAUUUAACUUUUGGUUA
Messenger RNA from Argiope bruennichi, 3292 nucleotides. Its product is annotated as hapless 2-like. NCBI's taxonomy places the organism in Eukaryota, Metazoa, Arthropoda, Arachnida, Araneae, Araneidae. The record is from RefSeq and is a predicted model, not a curated record. The transcript is spliced from 17 exons. The coding region runs from base 909 to 3272 and encodes 787 amino acids.